GUCUGCGACAUUACAGACGACAAACAAGCUUCUUCUCGGUGAAAUGGAGCACUUCCCUUCUCCCAUGACAGAAAGCUUCACAGAUGCGUACCCUUACCAAAUUCAGUGAAAUACAGGGAUUGUCGUCGCGCGUACUAUCUUUCAGAGCAGCUCUAUGCCUGGUAUGCGGUAUCUUAGGAUUCGCGGUGCGUACUAAAGGGGAACGAGGACGAGAUAAUCCUCUUCUCUUAUCCGGGAAAGUACUCUACAAUCAAGUGCCUUUAAGCCAAACCGGUACCCGGCGGCUUAUCAGUUCGCGAAGCUCCGCCAAUACGGGCCUCAAUGGUAUCAUGGGCAAUGCAAAUACUCGAACAAGACCUCGAACUCCAACACGGCGCACCUGCCAUCAGGCUGAUAGCAGCGUGAGAUUGAGGAGGGAAUCGAGGGAUCACCUGGAAGCGGCGUCUGGGGACAAUGCGGAGACGUCGUGGUCAUUCGAAGGAGCUCUCUGAUUCCCGCGACGAAUGCAGGCACCAGGCGUACGCGGGGCUCGCCUGUCGAAGGCUUCGG
This is a messenger RNA of Schizophyllum commune H4-8, 549 nucleotides long. RefSeq lists its product as uncharacterized. The transcript has 3 exons. The coding region runs from base 84 to 491 and encodes 135 amino acids. The record is from RefSeq and is a predicted model, not a curated record. Lineage: Eukaryota; Fungi; Basidiomycota; Agaricomycetes; Agaricales; Schizophyllaceae.